AUGCAGGCAUUUGCUGGACUCGUAGCUCUCUUACUAUCGACUCCAUGCUGGUAUGUUAUGCUCAAACGCAUUGAGCAGCGCGUGACUUCAAACUCUGAAAAUCUUCUUUCAGAGUUGCAAGCUCAACUUCACCACUCUACCAAACUAAAACGUCCCCUGAAUUCUUCGUCGACCAAUUUAGCUCGCCUUCUAGAUUCGACCUUCAACGAGACUAAUGUCUCCUUCUCUUUCAUUGAGACCAAAGUGGCUCCAAUGCUGUUUCAAGCGUUCCAGACGAUUCCUCACUUGACUGAAAUCUCAUAUAUUGAUAUGGAAGGUUUCUUCUUCUCAUACUACAUCGAUCAGGGUCAAACUCUUGCAUUGUACUCUAACUCUUCGUUUUCUUCUCCCGCGGGUGCUUCAAAAAUUAUGUAUGUUCAACCUGUAAACCCUAGCACCGGAGACUUUUAUGGUGAAGCUAGAAUAUAUGAACACCCUGUUGAUGCAAGUUGGAUUCAGGAAGCAAUCAAUAGUUCCUAUGGAUAUGCCUCAUUGGGAUAUGAGUGGAGCAACAAUCAUCAAAUUUUAUUUGUUAAUUCAGUGAGAAUAUCAAGAACAGCUGUGAUCUCGUUAGGGUUUGCAGCAACUUUAAUUGUUGAUUUUGUCACUCCUGUUGAGCGUCAAGGUGCAAGCUUAUUGUAUUUGGCUUCCAAAGAUGGGAAAGUGAUUCUCCGAGGAUUCCAAAGAGCCCAUAUGGUAUUCUCUAAUGAUACUGCUUCCCUGUAUUUAGUGAAAUCAAAUAAUGGCGACCGAAUGAGUUAUCAAGGCACUGUUUCAUGCAAGGAUGAAGCCUCUGCUUCAGUUUUGAAAAUUGGGGCUACUAAGUACUUGGCAAGCUGCUCAUCAAUUGAUGCCAUGGGAGUAGAGUUGGUGUAUGUCAUAGCUGUACCACAAAAUGGAUUGGUGGCCUUUGUACACAAGAGUAAAAAACUGGGGUUAGUGCUAAUGAGUGCUAUGAUGGUUACUAUAUUCAUCUCCAUCUCCAGUUUUCUAUUGUUAAAAGCUAUGGUGGGUUGGCGAGAGAUGCAUUUGUGUUCCUCUCUAAUCAAACAAAUGGAGGCCACUCAGCAAGCUGAGAGGAAAAGUAUGAAUAAGAGUCUUGCAUUUUCUAGGGCCAGCCAUGAUAUUCGUGCUUCUCUUGCUGGCCUUACCGGUUUGUUAGAGAUGUCUUAUGAAGAAGUUGUCCCUGAUUCAGAACUAGAGACUAAUCUGAAGCAAAUGGGUGCUUGUAUAAAAGACUUGCAAGGGCUAUUGAAUUCUAUUCUUGAUACAAGUAAAAUUGAGUCAGGGAAAAUGCAGCUCGAGGAACAUGAAUUUGAUCUAUCCCAGUUCAUAGAAGAUAAAGUUGACUUGUUCCAUCCUCUGGCUUUGAAGAAAGGUGUAGACCUUGUUUUGGACCACUGUGAUGGUUCGAUUAUCAAAUAUGCGCAUGUAAAAGGUGACGAAGGAAAGCUUCAACAAGUUUUGUGCAAUUUACUGAGUAAUGCUGUUAAAUUUACUGAUGAGGGACACAUAACAGUUCGAGUUUGGGCUCAAAAGCCAAGUUUUCAGAACUCAAUAAUUUCUUCUCAUAGAUACAAUUUCUUGAAACGCUUGUCAUGCUUAUUUUGCAAGAAAAAUGAAGCAAAUAUUGAUGUAGAAGCCGUGAAUACAAUCCAACAAGACCCACAGUACUUGGAGUUUGUGUUCGAGGUGGACGAUACUGGAAAAGGAAUUCCUAAAGAGAAGCAGACAUCCGUGUUUGAGAAUUAUGUUCAAGUCAACGAAACUGCUUUCGGACUAGAGGGCACUGGCUUGGGACUUGGUAUUGUGCAAUCAUUGGUACAUUUGAUGCAUGGAGAUAUUAGAAUUGUGGACAAGGAAAUUGGUGAAAAGGGAACGUGCUUUAGAUUCAGUGUCCUCCUUGCCCUAAGUGAGACAGUCACAGGUAGCAGUAGCACUAGAGAAGGUAAUGAUUUAAAUCAACCUCAGAGACAAGAUAUAAAUGGCCUUAGUUCUGGUUCUAGCAUUCGUUCCCCCAGUCCAAGAUUACCUAUUUUUGCCUCUAAUAGGUCUGGGGCUUCUUGUGUUGUUCUUCUGAUUCAAAAUGAGGAGCGUCAAAGGACUACCCAAAGGUUCAUAGAGGGAUUAGGGAUUAAAGUUAAGGUUGUGAAGCAAUGGGAACAUUUAUCUCACACUCUCAAGAAGAUCAAGCAAAGGGGUUGCAAUUCCAGCCAGAGUUCUACAGGAACAUCAUAUAUGAGUUCCCAGUCUACGCCUCAUAACUCUAAUUCCAGAGCUAAAGGGUUUCCUUUGAGUGCUGCAGAUGGAAUUGACUAUAUGUCCUCAAUUUUUAAGAAGUCAGAAGAUGAAGUUUCCUUGGGUUUGGUUCUACUUGUGAUUGAUGUAUUAGCAGGACCCUUUGCAGAACUUUGCAUAAUGAUAUCUGAGUUCAGAAGUGGCCUUGGAAAUCCUUGUAAGGUUGUUUGGUUAAAUAAGUCACUUAUUUGUUUGAUCCAGAUGACAUUGUGCUGUCCAAAACCAUUUCAUGGUACUCGUUUGUUCAACAUUAUCAAGCUUCUUCCUGAGUUAGGUGGCAAUUAUACAUGCAUAUCUAGAACUGCAAGAGCAAGGAGAGACAUUUUCCAUGAAACAAUGAGAAAAACAUUCAAAGAUUACAAUGUGUCAAGACAUCAAUCACCUGUAUUCGACAGAUCCGAAGUUCCCUCAAUUGAUGCACCCCCAUUUCUAGAUGUAGAGCUGCAAAAGUGUGACAGUUCAUGGAGAACAGAGCAACUGGAUUCUUAUGGUAGGUCCAAAGGAAGGAAUUCUCAGGUUGAUCAUGGAGAGAUACAAGAAUGCAGUGCUUCAGGCAGUGACAAGCCAUUGAGUGGCAUGAAAUUUUUGGUUGUUGAUGACACUGAAAUUCUGCGUAGGAUAGCUUUGAAGACUCUAGAACAAUUAGGUGCAACAAGUGUGGAAUGUAAGAAUGGUGGAGAUGCAGUGAACCUCGUUGAAGAGGGUCUAAGGGUGGCUUUUCCCCAUCCGCCUUAUGAUUAUAUCAUAAUGGAUUGUGAGAUGCCGGUAAUGGACGGGUUUGAGGCAACAAUGCGGAUAAGAAAGGUGGAGAGGAAUUAUGGAGUUUACAUCCCCAUCAUGGCAUUAACAGCUCACACCUCCAGGAAGGAGACGAAUAAGAUCAAAGAGGCAGGAAUGGAUGCUCAUUUAAGCAAGCCACUAAAGAAAGAGCAUUUGCUGGAUGCAAUCAAAAGCAUGGACAAUAAAUAGUAUGAGACAUAGCUCUUCAAGUUCAAAAUAUAAGCAUUUUCUCCUAAUUAAUUUUAGUUCAAAAUAUAAAUAAUUUAGCAUUUCAAUUUUUUUUAUUUUAUUCCUUAUAUUUUUUAACCUAAAUUCU
Molecule: messenger RNA, 3433 nt
Organism: Prosopis cineraria
Lineage: Eukaryota; Viridiplantae; Streptophyta; Magnoliopsida; Fabales; Fabaceae
Product: histidine kinase CKI1-like
Exons: 7
Coding region: 1-3306 (1101 amino acids)
Biological process (GO): phosphorylation; phosphorelay signal transduction system
Cellular component (GO): nucleus
Molecular function (GO): phosphorelay sensor kinase activity
Source: RefSeq, a predicted model, not a curated record